GCAAACCUGCUUGGGAGAGAAAUGAUCAUUCAGCAAAGCCCUCUGGCUGCUUUCAGUGAGCCUUUCUCUGCUCUGGUCACAGCAGCACAUUUGCAGGGGAGAAACUUGGUGGCUAUCCCCAGGGUGCCUGAGACCUCCAAGAAGAUGAGAGCAACUGCAGAAGGAGAUAAAUGAGGCUGUUGCUCUAUAAUAUUAUGGGGACAAAGACAAGGUGACUCACCGCUCAGAAGGAAGCUUUAGAUGAGGUCUCUCGCCUGCCACGCCUUGUAAUUCUAACACGAAACCAAGGGCCAGCCAAGCCACGUGUCAAAACAAGACAGACAUGACCAUGGAGCAAGCUGAACAUAAAACAAAUGCUACUGUCAACCUCAACUUCGCAGCAAUUUACAAUCUCCACGAUGGGGAUUUAACUUUCUUGCGAAACUUCUCUUUCCCUUUCAAUUUCAGUUACAGCGAUUAUGACCUGCCACUGGACAGUGAAGAUGACGUGACCAAAACCCGCACCUUCUUUGCAGCCAAGAUUGUGAUUGGGGUGGCUCUGGUUGGCAUCAUGUUGGUUUGUGGCAUCGGCAAUUUCAUCUUCAUUGCUGCUCUCACCCGCUACAAGAAGCUGCGAAACCUCACCAACCUGCUGAUUGCCAACCUGGCCAUCUCAGACUUCAUCGUGGCCAUUGUGUGCUGCCCCUUUGAGAUGGACUACUAUGUGGUGCGGCAGCUGUCCUGGGAGCACGGCCACGUCCUCUGUGCCUCAGUCAACUACCUUCGGACCGUCUCCCUCUAUGUUUCUACCAAUGCUCUCCUGGCUAUAGCUGUUGACAGGUACCUGGCCAUUGUUCAUCCACUGAAACCACGAAUGAAUUAUCAAACAGCAGCCUUCCUAAUCGCCUUGGUCUGGAUCAUCUCCAUACUUGUAGCUAUCCCAUCUGCCUACUUUACUACUGAAACAGUGUUAUUCAUAGUGAAGAACCAGGAAAAAAUUUUCUGUGGUCAAAUUUGGCCAGUUGACCAGCAGAUGUACUACAGAUCGUAUUUUCUCUUCAUCUUUGGCAUCGAAUUUGUUGCACCUGUUGUUACGAUGGCCUUGUGUUAUGCCAGAAUCUCUCGGGAACUUUGGUUUAAAACUGUACCAGGAUUUCAAACGGAACAGAUCAGGAAGAGGCUUCGAUGCAGAAGAAAAACUGUUAUGGUACUGAUGUGCAUCCUGACUGCCUAUGUUCUCUGCUGGUCACCUUUCUAUGGGUUCACAAUUGUCCGUGACUUUUUCCCCACCAUCUUUGUGAAAGAGAAGCAUUAUCUUACUGCUUUUUACAUAGUUGAAUGUAUUGCUAUGAGCAACAGCAUGAUAAACACCAUGUGUUUUGUAACUGUAAAAAACAACACCAUGAAGUAUUUCAAGAAGAUCAUGUUGCUCAGAUGGAGAUCAACAUAUAACGGAAGCAAAUCUAGCACAGAUUUAGACCUGAGAACAAGUGCAAUGCCAGUCACAGAGGAGGUAGACUGCAUAAAACUGAAAUAAAUUUUCUGAAGUUCUAAUCUCACAUAUUUUGGAAAGGGGGUAAAGAGGAAAUAAUGCCUCCUCAUAAGCUUCUCCCUUGUCUAUAGGAAUAUCCACCACUGGGCAGAGUCCUUGAAAAGCAGCCUACUACAUGUUUCCACCAAAACUCUUUUCACUGGACUGCUGUAUAAUCCCAUAACUCAGACCGAUGCUGUGCUUCAGGUCACAAUAUGUAAAUACGGGAUGUAGACCCUCAUUUUGGAGUUGUUUAAAAUUUAAGAUGAACAAAAAAGUCUGUGAAUGCAUUAAAAUAUAUUACAGUGAUGGAAGAAUUGAUUGCUGAUCCUAAAAAUGAUGAUGCUUUGUUUCUUCUUAAAAGGAAUUUCUUUGAUAUUAUCAUUUGUACCUUUAAGCUAUUCCGUGUCCUUUUCCUUCUGCUCACAAGAUGCAGGAUGGCAAAAAUGCCCAUUUUCCUUCGUGUCACACUUCAUCCUCUCAGUUUACUCCUCAUGAUGAAGCUCCUUGAAGUCUACAGACUACCAGCUUUCUAUUGUACAAUGUGCAGCAUGCUCUUUUGAAAGACACAUUCUCUACAAAGCUAAAUACUGCUUCACAAUCUAGUGAAAACCUCAAGUCUCUUCCUGUGACACCUUGUUUAAGAGUAUUUUAUCAACAUUCCACUCUGUAGUUUUAUGUAGAAUGGUACUCUGUUUAUUGUAUUUGGAAAUGUCACAGCUACAUAUUGAAGGGAGCUGGUCCCUUCUCUUAUCUCCAGGCACCCUGUGGCCAUAUUCUGCUGCUUUGAGUCACGGAGCUCUUCACAGAAUCAAUCACUAAAUCAUAGAGGUGGGCAACAUUUCCAGAUUAUCUAGUUCACCCCUCUGAUCAAGCAGGGUCAACUAGAACAUGUUGCCCAGGAUAGUGUCUAGCUGGGCUUUGACUGACUCCAGGGAUGGAGACUGCACAGGCUCACUGGACCACCUGUUCCAGUGUUCAACAGCGCUCACAGUAAAAAAAGUGUUUUCUUAUGUUCAGACAGAAUUUCAUGUGUUUCAACCUGUUUUUCAGUGGGACCCAAGUAAAAUUAUAGCAUGUUAGUGGGAAAAAAUCCACUCUGCUGAACCAGGCCUAGACAUCUUACCAAGUCUGUAUACACCUUCAAAAUAAAAUACAAAUAGGGCCAAAUUAGCAUAAGGAUCUUGAGACAAUCUGUCUUUCUGCAAGCAGUGGAGAGACAGACUCAUGGCUGCAGCGAGCCAGUCACUGUUUGAGUUGAGUAGGUCAUUAUCUGGUCAAAUGUGAGGCAACAACUCAAGAUGAAUUCUGCAUUGCCUCCAAGAGUGCUGUUUUUACUGUUCUGAUUUUGCGCAACUCCAGGACAGGUGUUUUCGUAACUGAUACGCAUGAUAAAGCAGGUGAUGUAGCAGUAAUACCUACUCAUUUAAACUACACAUAAGAUAACAUGAACUUUUGUGUAUUCUUUUGUGUAUUGAAAUAAAGUCUUUUCUAUUGUGAUGACAAAUGCUUCUUUCUGUUUUAAAGUAUGUAGUACCACCCAGUUUUGGAGUAAACAGCUUUUGUAAAUAAUGUCUAUUUGUAAAUUUAAAGUGAGCAGCAAAUCCUGCUAAUAAAACAGUAAAUAUGGA
Messenger RNA from Falco peregrinus (peregrine falcon), 3141 nucleotides. Its product is annotated as prokineticin receptor 2. The transcript has 3 exons. Gene Ontology annotation, cellular component: membrane. Gene Ontology annotation, molecular function: neuropeptide Y receptor activity. The record is from RefSeq and is a predicted model, not a curated record. Lineage: Eukaryota; Metazoa; Chordata; Aves; Falconiformes; Falconidae. Gene Ontology annotation, biological process: neuropeptide signaling pathway. The coding region runs from base 323 to 1516 and encodes 397 amino acids.